UGCUGAAGCUCAUUCAUGCUGGUGUAUUUUUGUCACACACACACUCAUAAAACACCCCCAGAAGAAGAUGGCAAGCGAGGAUUUUAUCUCGUGAAAAAUGUGAAAUUGUGCACGUUUUCUGUGAUGUAUCGACCCUAAAGUGCAUGCAAUCGUGAGUUUGAGUGACAAUGCAUGCGUUGUGAUAGAAAUCCGGCCGAAAACGGACAUGUUUAGUGGUAUAAUUUAAGGUGGAAUAUUCGGAGAGGGGGACUCAAAUUAGUCACCCCUUUUGGUUGGUCGGUCGGAGGAGGAGGAGGAAUCGCAAGCGAGAUCUUCGAAGGAAUUUCUUCUCGUCGUCACCAAAUAAUAUAGCAGGAGUCAGCCAGUGGUAUAGAGCAGCAAUAGCUUUUAGUGCAAAGUGGAAGGCGAAAACAACACACACGAAAAGUGGUGGUCAGUGAAGCGAAGGCAGUAGUCGCGGUGCUCUGGGAAAAUGGCUUACAUCAAUGUGGCCGAAUGGAGCAGCGAUCAGGUCACGGACUGGUUAAAAGGCCUCGAUAACUCGAUGUAUCACUACGUACAGUCGUUUACCAACAAUGAAGUAGGUGGCCGGCAACUACUCAACAUUCGUCCCUACGAGUUGGAGCAACUCGGGAUGCUAUCGAUAGGUCAUCAAGAAAUCGUGCUGGAAGCUGUGGAGUAUCUUAAGAAUUUUAAUUACAACUUAGACAAGGAAAAUCUACAACUGCUGGCCUUGCAUGUUGCCUCGGCGGCGCGGUCACUUUGCAAGCAACUGGAAUACUCGGAUCAAACCAAACUCGAAACGCAGAUAUUGAAGGAUAUUACUCGGACCAUAGGGGCACUGAAGCCGUUGAUAGGAUGGCUUGAUCGAGCUCCAUUUAGAGGUCAGCUUCAAUUCGAUGAAUUGCGGACGCAGAUGAUGAGACUUGGUCUCGAAAUGGCCACCAUGGCUAUGCGUGAUCGAUUCUCCGUAAAGCCUGUGGAAACGAUUCACAAUGUGGCCGACAAACUAGCGAAAAUAGCCGACUAUAUCAUCCAGGAUAUUUCCGAUCCGAUGGUUCUACAACCGGCAUCGCUUGACCUCGUCACCCUAAAGAAGCGGGAAUCCGAUCUUGGCUUCUUGAUCAUGCCCAGCUUGAAUGGAAUUCACAGGAUUGCCGAAAUAAAAUUCAACUCCCCCGCACACAACUCUGGCAAGGUGGAGGAAGGUGAUGAAAUAGUACAGAUCAACUACCAAACCGUGGUUGGCUGGGAGUACAAGAAGGUUCUCGUACAGCUACAGGAAUCGCCACCUGACGUUCUACUGACGUUGAAAAAACGACCUAAGCACACGAAAAUUUACGGCCAAAUCUACAUCAAACCGUACCGGUUGCCGAGCAAGAAACGAUCUAUGCCCUAUCGGUGGGGCGAGAGUCUGCCUAGCCCCCGGGCCGAACUGUUUGCUCUGCAAGAUUUCAGUCUCCCGCUGACACUGGCACGGGUACCGGAGAAGCACGUUUCGUCGGACUCCGAGUCGGAAGGCAGUGAUAUUCUAACGCCAACGGAUGUGAAAAAGUCCGACAAAGACAUUCGCCUGUACAUGCCAAAACCGAGAGCGGUGCUGCAGAGGAGACACUCGCUGUCCAACUUCAAAGAUCUGGUCAGCGUGUCGUUUUGGCACGAACGUCAAUCGAAACUACUGUCUGCCGAUCCGCAAAAUCUGCGCGACAAAUCCCUCUCGUUCGGAUUCGGCCUGGAGAUGGCACCGAGGCCAACGACCUGUUUGGGCAUGGUAGGCGGCACAGGUAGCGGUGUUGGAUCCUCUGAACCGGGAAAACUGAACAGUUUCGCUGGCUUGAAAGGAUCUUUACCGGAUAUCAUCCCGCCGGAAAAGAGUGGAACGUCAAAUGCCACCACCGCGGAAGGCGAUGACUACAAACCAGGAAUUUCCAAAGUAGUUCGCUUCGAGUCGAACAUGAAGUUUGAAGAGUGCCAUAUCGACACCAAGUACACCUGCAAUGUGGACAAUACGGUGUUGGAAACGUUCGAACCCAUCCCGUACGUGGACGAAGAGUUACCGGCUCAAAGUGUAAACGAGCGAGUGAAACGAUUCGAAUCGAUUGCCAACAGAAAAUGUGCCAACAACAACAACAACAGUAGCAGCAGCAGUGGCAGCUCAACUUCGAGUGCUUCCAGUAAUGUUGAACCCAGUAAAGUAGCAUGUAACCAAAACUCCAACGAGAAAGCUAUCGGCAAUGGUGGUAACUCGAACGGCAUCAGUACUACGACCACUGGUAGCGAGAAUAGUAACAGCAGUAGUAGUAGCACCAACAACCACCGACCACUGGUGAAACCGAUUCCGAUGCAGAGACAAAUUUCGCGGGAAACUGAUAUCGCAGAAGCCAUCAAUACGGUGCUGAUCAAUCGGGACACGGUGAAGCGGGGUCGCCUGGACAAGAGUCACAGCACGCCUGCCUACGACGAUGAUGAUAUUCCCCCAGCCAUCGAACCACGGAAGGAACACCUAUUCAAGGCACCACCGGUUCCACCUCCAAGGCCAAAAAGAACCCUCGAAUCGAACAUCAACCUCGUACCGGAAAAGCCACCUCCACCGUCACCAGCCGUACUAGCGGCAGCCGCAGCCGCUGCCGCCACAUCCGCACCAUCUACUCCGGCAGAUCUGGGAUUCAUCAGCCCUCAGCAAGCCUCCGUUUCCAGUGCCGAACACGGCGAGGACAACAACAAAUCCAAACUGGCCAACCUGGUCGAUCUGAAAAAUCGUGAUAUUAGCUCGCACGCAGAACCACCGUCGAGUCCUUUCAUCCUUUCGCCACCACCCAAACCGGCGGACAGAGUCGUAGCCCCUCCUCGACGGGUGCCAGUGGCAAAACAUUUCCUAGAAGGUUCCGUCGAAUCCCCCUCGGAGCUCUACACCCCGAACAAAACGAAAAGCUUGACGUUGAAAAAGAAGAACUCCAUACUGUCCAAGCGGAGAAAGGUCUCGCUGAAGACGCUUUGUGUCAGUGACAUUCAAGGCCAUCUGUACCGAAGAACAAAGGACCGAAGCGGUCUGGCCUAUUGGGCCAAGUACUACUUUGUGCUCAUUGAAACUACUCUCUACGGUUUCAAAUCUAAAGACUCCCACAAGGCAAACAGCAUGAUAUUCCUGUCGGGAUUUACGAUCUCCUUAGCGAAGGAAGUUCACUCGAAACCGUAUGCUUUCAAAGUGUAUCAUCCGAAUAAGACGUUCUAUUUUGCUGCUGAAACGCAGGAAGCUCUGGGACAAUGGAUGGAAUACAUCAAGCAAGCUACACUGAAGGGGAACAGUACAGCCCCAGGCAGUGGCUCAGCCGAUCAUAGUGUGAAGGAAUUGUUCUCCGAGACCGACAGCUCCGAGGACGAGUUCAGUUUGAUGGAUAGUCAAACGAAGCUCAAUCUGCUCUGUACCCCCUCACCACAGCUGUCGUCUUCCUUGGGUAGGGCCUCGGAACAACAUUCGAUGCAAGCGGAGGGUAGCAGCAGCAGUACUCCAACAUCAUCCAAGCAGGAAAAGUACCAUCUUAAUUUUGGAUCGUUAAAAAAAUUCACCAAGAGCUAUCCUUUUAACUCCGACAGCGGCGGGACGAGUGGCAGUGGAAGUAGUGAGAGCAGGUUUUUUGGAUUUUUCAGCUCUCACAAAAAUGUAGAAAAGUCCAACUCUAGCGAAAUGCCAGUUCCCACGUCGCAGUUUCGAACCUACCGUAAGGUACCCGGAAAUAGUGCGCUUCUGCAUAACGGUGGGGCAAGUUCUGUUUCAACCGAAGUAAUUCCGUUGGUUGUAGGACAUGAGAUCAAAACUGCAAGCAAUCUAUCGCUGGCAUCCAUCAGUGCUCAAGAUAAACUGCCACCCAUUCCAGUGGAGGAUAAACAUCAUCCCACUCCUGUGGAGGAUAAACCUCCUGUAAUUGUGGAGCCACUCCCUUCGGAACCAUCCACCCCGAAUCCAUGUGAAACAGAUGAACUGCUGAACCGUGCCAAGAAAACCAAACGGAUUUCUCCGCACAACUUCAUCCACGCAUCCAACCCCAACUUAGUGGAGUUUGAUUUCCAGACAUCGAAGGCUAUAAUGCAAUCUUCCUCCAACUGGGAUCAUAAUCCAUCGCACAGCAACUUGCAUUCAAUGAUCACACUGAAAGAUUUGAUGCUGCAGAAACAGGCAGAAGAAGCUCAGGACAUGUACAACAAGCGAGUUUGUUUGGGAGUGGAGAAACUAGACGAUCGUAACAUGAAGAAGACCCUAGCCAAGCAAAGUGAAAUCAAACCGGAGAAUACGGUGGCCAAUGUUCCGGAAGCGGUCAAUAAGAUCCAGAAACGGCGGCUCCCCAUCACUCCGGAUUAUGCUCAAAGCUUCAAGCUGGAUGAUGAAGAUAUUCUCUACACUAGAAGUAAGGAGGGUCAAAAGCUGAGAGAUUUCGGCUACGAAUUGAUUUCAGGAGACGAUACGUUUGACUUGAAAAAUGCGACCGGCUCUUCCACUGCUGCCACCAGCGGGUUGGUGAGUCAUCAUGAUACCAAGCGAAACGAAGGAAGUGGCUCAAUCAAAAAGAAAACCCUCAAUUGGAUCAGUUCCGACCGGAGAAACGAAGAAUCAUCCUCAUCGGAUCGUUCGCUGAGGGAUAGUUUCAAGAAAUCGAAAAACAAAGCCGUCAUAGCCAAGCUUGACAAUAUUAAGGCGAGCAGCGAAAAGCUGUUCCAGUUCAAACACAGUAGCAAUAACGACAAGGAAUCGUUGAAAACCAAACAGCUGGACAAAACGACUCCAUCGCUCAAUGUGAACCUAAAGCAAUCGGGACCGUUCGGCAGUCUCACGAAAAACCAUCCCGGAACACCACUGCUCGAUCAGUCGACUAUUUUCAGCUCAACCACGACGUCCGGUGCAUUCAUCACAACUAGCCAAAUCCUCCCCGGUGGAGGCGGUUCGACGAUAACGAGCUACAUCCCCGGUGGAAUCAAGAAAUCCAACACGUGCAAUAGUUCCUCGGACUUCAAGGAGAACACUUCGAAGGUGCAAAAUUUGCGGAAAAAUUCCGCCCCGGAACGGACGGCUUCGUACUUUACGAAGCUUUCGUUCAGUAGCUCUUCGGGGAAGACUCCCAAGGAGAAGAAGCUUCUGGGCUCGCCGGGGCUCCACAGGGCGUUCUUCGGGAAGAAUCAACACCAGCCGACCGUAAUCGAUCAUGAGGUGUUUUCGCCCAUCACUUAUACGAAGAGCAACCUCCCCUCCGCCGAAGGCACCCUGCAGUCGAGUUCCACCACCACCAUGACCAGCACCAUAACGGCUGGCAGCCUACAGUCGACUGCAAGCACCACCUCGGUGUUGACCAGCAACCUGUCGAACCGAACCUCGCCAGACUACCCGAACAUGGAGUACCCGCCGGUGUUCGAGCCGGAAACCUACUCGCUGAGUGAUCCCACCAUGACGCUACUCAAGCGCCGUCAAAAUCAUCACCCGAAAUGACGGAAGCUGGCCACGGUCCGGGAGCACGAGAGUGGGUAAGUAAGUAGUAGUCAAGUCACAAUGAUCUUCUCCCGAGGCCACUGUAUGAACAACAACAACACUUGCAAACGCAAUGUUAAUUUGCUACAAAAGUUUACGUGAUUCUUAGCGGUUAGUGUGAAAUGAUAUUAUAUUCUUAUGGUAAAAAUUCUAAUUCGCAUAUAAGUAUAAAAUGUUAUACAUUUCCAAUUAAUCGGAAGGUGCUGUAAAAGUUGUUUUAUAAUGGUUUACUUGAAGAUGGUUAUUAUAGAUUUAAACCGUUUGUAACCAAUUAUUUAUGAUUGAAAUAACGCACUAAACUAUAUAUAUAUACCUAAAUCGAAUCAAUUAAUUGCAUGAAUUCUACUACUUCAUUUAACGCCAACAGUGCAGCAAUUGUGAUCCCAAAAUAUGGUUACUGAAUCUGAAUAUUAGAACAUGCCAUGUUUCCUUCGUAGACCGAUGAAAGCGAUUUCAAAUUAAACUGGUUUGAUUAGCACCGCUUUCUGUUUAUACUUAGCUACAACAAGUAAGAUGUUUAGAUGAGCAUUUAAGCACUACUCAACGUAAUCAAACAAACUCGAAACAUUUGCAAGAUAUUUUAGUGGUAAUUUUCUAUACCUAAAUGCAAUCGCUUCCAAACAUUCCUUCAACAGGCUAGCGCGGAAACUACAAAUGUUGUAGCAACAGUAGUGUUAAAUCAUGUGGUAUGAUCAGUUAUCCUAUUCAAAAACAGAAAAACCUGCGCGUGCUACGCGGUAAUGUAAUUAAUUCUUAUGUUAGAACAGUAGGUGUCCCAAGACAAGUAUAGUGCCUUACUAGAGUUUGAGUUAUGAUAAAAUUAAACAGUCGGUUAAAUGUUACAGUUUUCCUAUGAAUAA
This is a messenger RNA of Ochlerotatus camptorhynchus, 6375 nucleotides long. It is a transcript of the gene cnk, whose product is annotated as connector enhancer of ksr. Gene Ontology annotation, molecular function: protein binding. The transcript has 11 exons. The record is from RefSeq and is a predicted model, not a curated record. The coding region runs from base 473 to 5476 and encodes 1667 amino acids. NCBI's taxonomy places the organism in Eukaryota, Metazoa, Arthropoda, Insecta, Diptera, Culicidae.